GCGCAGCAUGGCCGCGCUGCGCAGCGCCCCGGCCCCGGCCCCAGCCCCAGCCCCAGCGCCGGCCGCGGCCCCGGCCCGCCCCUCCGCUCCCCGCCGCUCCGCGCCCGCCCCGGGCCGCGCAUAAAAGGGGCCCCGCGGCCGCCCGCCCCCGCCCGCCCGUCGCUCCGCGCCGCCGCCCGCCGGGCGCUCCGACCAUGGCCAAGGACCAGCUGAAGCCGCGGCUGUGCCGCAUGCUGAAGGGGGAGAGCGGUUACGGUUUCCACCUGCACGGCGAGAAGGGCAAGAGCGGGCAGUUCAUCCGCAAAGUAGAGCCCGGCUCGCCGGCCGAGGCGGCGGGGCUGCGCGCCGGGGACCGCGUCGUCGAGGUGAACGGGCUCAACGUGGAGCAGGAGACGCACCACCAGGUUGUGCAGCGCAUCAAAGCUGUGGAGACGGAGACCCGCUUGCUCGUGGUAGACAAGGAGACGGACGAGUACUUGUGCAGCCUGCGCCUGACGUGCACGGAGGAGAUGGUGCACAGCGGGAUCCUGCUCAACUCCAGCGUCUCACCCACCAAGUCGGUGAGCAGCGACAACGGGGAGGUCUGGAAGCCACAGCUGGAUCUGAGCGGGGGCAGCCUCCAGCGGCACUCACACAGCUUCUCCUCGCACGGCAGCAGGAAGGAUUUAAACGGACAGAAAGAGCUGUGCCCGCGUCUCUGCCACCUGAAGAAAGGCCCCAAUGGCUACGGCUUCAACCUGCACAGCGAGAAGUCCCGGCCAGGGCAGUUCAUUCGCUCGGUGGACCCCGACUCGCCGGCCUCCAGAGCGGGGCUGCGGCCCCAGGACCGGCUGGUGGAGGUGAAUGGCAUAAACGUGGAAGGCCUGCGGCACUCGGAGGUGGUGUCCCACAUUAAGUCCAGGGAGAAUGAAGCCAGGCUCCUGGUGGUGGACCCCGAAACAGAUGAUUACUUCAAGAAGCUGGGGGUGACCCCCACAGAGGAGCACACCAAAGGUGUGGUACCUCAGCCCAUGACAAACGGAUCCGCACAGACGCAGCUGAAUGGAGGAUCUACAUCUUCAUCUCACAGUGACCUUCAAAGUCCUGGGAAGGAAUCAGAGGAUGGAGACGCAGAGAAGAAAGACCCAUUUGAGGAGAGCGGGCUGACCCUGAGCCCAACGGCUGCCGAGGCCAAGGAGAAGGUGCGGGCCAAGCGGGUGAAGAAAAGAGCUCCGCAGAUGGACUGGAACAAGAAGCGAGAGAUUUUCAGCAAUUUCUGAGCCUUGCUGGUGGCUGCCGUCCGCUGCUCUCCUGCCCCUGCCCCAGCUCGGACGUUUCUGAGGUGCCUACGCCCUGUCCUUCAGUGUCCAUGUGAGAUGCUUUGUGCUCUGCUCUUCACUGGUUGCUUUUACAAGGUGUAUUUUAAAGUCUUUUAUUUUUUAUUUUUUAUUAUUAUUGUUACUCACCAGCAAUUCUCAUAAGACAAAUGUGACCAAAGCUCCUUUUCUUGCUUGCUCUUCAGCCUGGCUCUGGCUGCCUGCCAUCCCCCAAUCCUAGGAGAAAGGACUGGAAGAGUUUAACUCUUGUUUCUUACUUGCAUCAUUUAGGCUUCUGUUACUUUUUUUUGUUGUUGUUUGGAGUAUUUGUUUUGGUUUUGUGGGUGUCCCAGACUGAGCCCCAUGGGAUGCUCUGUGCCCCUGUGCAAACGUCUUACAGCCUCAUGCCCCCACCGUGGUGGGGUCCUGCAGGAUGGGGUGUACCUGGCACCCCCUGCCCGGCUCCCUGUCUGCAGCGUUAACUACUCACACGAUGGGAAAAUGGACAGUGACUGUAAACUGCUCCUGUUGGCUUUGCUAUUGAAACAAGAAAGUUUUUGCUGUUUUUGUUUUUUUAAUGAAGUCCCAUAUGUUUCCAGUUAAUUUAGGAACCUCCCUCCCCACCAGUGACUUCUGCCCCAGCAAUAAAAGCCCCUUUUUCAUCCCCAACAGCCCUGCAGAGGGGAGAGGGCAGGAUUUAAAAACAAAACCCAAACCCAACCGCCCAAAUGCCACAGGCCUCACCACUUGCAGCCAUCGAUGCAGCACUGAGCGGCAGGGGAAGGCAGGGAGCGGGGCCAGUCCUGCCAGCCCAGCUCCGGCAGCCUUGUGAGAAGACCAGAGCCACGAGAUGCUACAAAACCUCUCUGGACAGACUUGAAAGCGAGCACAACCCAGCAUCGGUUUCCAGGGAGGAACGUGGGGAUCUGGCUGUAGCUGUGGGCUUGGCGCUCGGGAAGUGGGGGCUCAGCAGGGGCUGUGCCUGGGUGCUGGGUCCUGGAGCAGGACCUGGGUCCCACCUGGUUUAUUACUUCUGGGCUGGGAUUUGAUGCCUCCAGCCCGUGAGCGUAACUGAGGGUCUGUCUUGCCAUCAGGAGGGUGUCCUCCGAAGCUGUGGGGUCUCUGUGGGGCUGGCUGCAAAGCAGGCAGCGGUGUGAUAGAGUGAGCAGUUGCUUUGGCUUUCUGUGGCCUCCUUUGAAAACAGCCUGCUUUUGGUAUUAGAGCCUCAAAAAAGUAUCUUUAAAGCACUACAAAUUAAGCCUAUUUAAGCUCUUUAUUACUUGCCUUUGGCUGUAAAGGAGGGAAGAUGACUAAGCUGAACUACACCACUCUCAGACUGCAGACAGAGGUGUUUUACCAGGGGAGGGUCCUGGCUGCGGUGGGGGAGCCCCUUCCUCCCCUCCCUCCCACGCCACACUGGCUGCCCGCUAUUUCAGCUCAAAUGCCGAGGCAGCAGUGGGAAGGGACUGGGCACAGCAGGACAGUCGAGUACAAACCCACUUUCCCCAGCUAAAAGCAAAUGGCAGCGAUCACUUGGACAUCGAUGACCAUUUUAAAACACAUGGCUGUGAUUUUUGCCCUGUGUUACUCCAGCACUGCUAUGUUACAAGCCCGUGGCCUUUGGGUUACUCAGUGUGCAAUGGAUAUCAUAAUGGCUGUGUAUUUCCUAAGUAUUGAGCUAAAAAAGGUGCCUUAUAACAUUUACUGCUCUCCUUGGCAGCCUGUUGAGGCUCAGCCAGCAGCGGGUGGGUGUGGGGUGGGGGGACCGCAGCAGUGGUCCCCCACAUUAGGCUUCACUGUGGGGAGCAGCUGAUGCCCAUGGUGGUUAGCUGGCUGGCAGGAGAGCAUGGAAAGCCUCAGGGGUGAUGGAGAUGAUGGAGAUGAGUUCUUUUUUAUGAAGGUUACUUUUAGGAAUGUUGAUGGGCUGAACAGGUUGAAAAUAAUGACUUUGGAGAGGAACCGGUGCAGGUGUUUGGCUAUCGGUGACAAGACUGGCAGGGGGAUGAUGGCUCAGGAUGCGGAGAGGUUUGCCUCCCCUCCAGGAUUCUGCCAUUAACAAGACACCUCUUCCUUACCCCACUUUGAAGACAAUUACCUGCUUUUUUUUUUUUUUGUCCCCAAAAUAUUUGCUUCUAUAAAUCAGUAAUCUUUUGAAGGAGCCCUUCUUUUUCAUGGUAUGCGCAUUGCUUCCCCUGCCUGCAUAGCCAAACCCCAGGCAGUGCCCCGGUCUGCACAGGGCAGAGCGUUCCCCAUUACACUGACCUAAAUGUUGUACUCUCCGAUGCAUGUCAGAGAGCAAAGACCUGUUGUAAAUACCACAUUUCUCAUACAAGACUGGACCACUGUAGUUAAGGGGGGAAGAAAAAGAACAUGUAGUUUUGGAUGCAGAUCAAAAGAAAUCAGGUGUGCAAAUCUGUACUGAUAAGAUUUAAAAAUCUUAAUCUCUGCUUAGUCCAUGGAAACUGCUCCUGGUUAAAGCACUUAUCGUAUUUCUGACAUCUUGUAGCUCAGUAGUAAUUAUUCAGUUCCUGUACAUUUAACUUGGGAAAAAAAUCAAUAAAGUAUAAGGCUGUCAGCUGCAUUGUAAAAACAUAAUGUACACUGUAAUGUCAGUAAUAAACUUUGUUUUCCCGUGUACUGAG
Grus americana (Whooping crane) is the source of this 3937-nucleotide messenger RNA. It is a transcript of the gene NHERF2, whose product is annotated as NHERF family PDZ scaffold protein 2. Gene Ontology annotation, molecular function: protein-membrane adaptor activity; signaling receptor binding. The transcript has 7 exons. The record is from RefSeq and is a predicted model, not a curated record. NCBI's taxonomy places the organism in Eukaryota, Metazoa, Chordata, Aves, Gruiformes, Gruidae. Bases 195 to 1259 code for a protein of 354 amino acids. Gene Ontology annotation, cellular component: apical plasma membrane. Gene Ontology annotation, biological process: protein localization to plasma membrane.